Messenger RNA from Ostrea edulis (European flat oyster), 16107 nucleotides. Its product is annotated as fibrocystin-L-like. The record is from RefSeq and is a predicted model, not a curated record. The transcript is spliced from 55 exons. Lineage: Eukaryota; Metazoa; Mollusca; Bivalvia; Ostreida; Ostreidae. Bases 230 to 14080 code for a protein of 4616 amino acids.
UUUUCAUGUUGUAUGCAUCCUGAAUGUAUCUGAGAGGUUGAUAACACAGCAUAAUAGGUGUGAACUUUAUUUACGCAAGUAGGGGAGUCUGUUAUAAGGCUUCAAAAGAGAAGUCUACACGGGACUGUGUCUUUGAACGGAGAGGUCAAUAACUCCUUCCAAUGAACCAUUAGAGUUACAGGUUGCCGUGACCACAGGUAGUUGUGAACUCGUGGAUAAGAAAGAAUUCAUGGAUCAGUUUGUCCUUCUGAGGAUAGUUUGGGUUUUUUACCUGUGUAUCUCCCAAACAAGAGCUGAGGACUGUAAAAAGACCAUCAAAGGGCUUGAAUACCGAGGGAAAAUUUCCGUAACCAAAUCGGGCCGAACCUGUCAGAGAUGGGAUAGCCAGUCCCCCCACAAGCAGGAAUACGGUAGUUAUCUUCCCGGAGGUCCCAGCGCCCAUGAAAACUUCUGCAGAAACCCUAAAGAUGAAUCGGGAGUAAGUGGACCGUGGUGCUAUACCACAGACUCACGUAGGAGAUGGGAGUACUGCAAUGUACCGUUCUGUGGAAGCCUGGUGAAUUCCAUCACUCCACACUAUGGCAGUAUGUGUGGUGAGACAAGAAUUCUUAUCAGAGGCAUUGGUUUCUCCAAAGACAACGUCAACGAAGGCAAUAAAGUGCGUCUUGUGUCGUCCACUACGUCAUAUGAUUGUCCGGUUCUCAAAGAUGGAACAACGGAGGAAGACAUCACCUGUUACACACCAUCUGGAAUGAAGGAAGGUACAUAUUAUGUGAGACUAAAUGUGGAUGGUGAAGAUAUCCCUAUCGUAAACCAUUGUCGAUCUCCUACUGACUACAGGUGUAGAGUAACGAUAAGGGUCCACAGUACCCCCACUAUUACAUCUGUGGAACCCAGCUCUGGCCCUCCUGAGAGUAUCAUCAAAAUCAAUGGUAAAAUCAUCACAGACAGAUUUGAUACCAAUGUGGAAACAGCUACUAAUGGGAGAACUGAGAAAAUUGCCAGGGUUUAUGUAGGACCACAGCUGUGUAGUCUCAAAGCAGAGAAUGAUGUGUUUUAUGGAAAACAGCUGAAUAAUGAGAACACCUGGAAUGGAUACAUGAAAUGCAAAAUGAAUGGAAAAUUUAUCGGUAAUCAGAAUGUCAGUUACAUUGUGAGUGGAGGAUUUGGAAGGUCUUGCAGGCCAAACUCGUUGUUCCUCAGUAGGACCAAACAACUUUAUCUGUUCCAGUCCUAUGCAGAGAUAACUUCUGUAUCACCCAGAACUGGCAGUAUCCAUGGUGGCACAUUACUAACCAUUACAGGAAAAAACUUUGACCAAACCCGGGUUCCUGCAAAAGUGAAAAUAUCAGCAGGUCAAAGUUGUGAAGUAAAGUCAGUGACAGAGACACAGAUUACAUGCCAGACUCCAUCGAAACCAGACAUCGCUUACAGCAGAUACACAGGAAACCGUGGAUUGUUAUUGGAAAUUUGGAACAAGACAGGCAGAAAUCGGGACCGACUUCAUGAAGUUUUAACUUUUAAUGAAAGUUUCAGUGACUACAUUAAGUCCCACAAUGACAAAGCAUCUUAUUACGACGAUGUCUAUAACAACUUUGUCACGAGACAAAGUGGUUUUUUUGUUCCUCCCUGGACAGGAGAUUACUCUUUUGCAAUCCAAGCUGAUGAUGUAGGAUCACUGUACUUCAGCAAUACCAGUAAUCCGGAUGACAUGCAAUUCAUAGCCGAGUGUCGAAGUUAUUCAUAUAAACGCUAUACAAGAUGGCCAGAACAGUUUUCCAAGAAGUUUAGGCUAACAGCAGGGGAGGCAUAUUACAUGACAAUACUACACAGAGAUUAUUUAGGACCUGGGUCAGUGAAAGUAGCAGCUCUCUUUUACCAAACAGAAUUAACCAAUCAAAGCACAUCAUUCGCUCGACAAGAACACCAACAAAUUGAAGUGAAAUCUACUGUUAUUCAAGAAGUGCAGAAGAUUUCACUGAUCACUGAAAGUGUUCAACCAGGGGUGUAUGAAGUUCAGAAAGUAGAGAUUUGUGAUCCCUCAAAUGGCGGAGCAGUGCUAAGGUUCAGGAUGGGGUUUUAUAAUGUUUACACAGAUCUCUUGACAUCUCAAAGCUCGACCAAUGAUAUAAAAAAUGCCUUAAAAUCUCUGCCAUUAUUUCAUUCUCAUGAGUCUGUAAAUGUCAUAAAUAAGACAGUGAGUUCUGGAUGUGUGACCAUCUUCAUGGAGUUUGUCUCAAAAAGAGGUAAUUUUGAGGAUUUGAAGGUCAUUAUGAAGAAUACUGGUGUGACUGUUAAUAUUACCAUACAGGAAGUUCAGACUGGCAAACCAACAGGGGAAUACUUUACCCUAGAGAUGGCAGGAGUUAUCUCACCUUUAUUUACUGGAAAGCCAAAUAAGCUACAGAUGGAGGGUAAUUUAGGUAAAAUAUUUGAAAGCAGAUGUCCUCGAGCUCUUGGAAAUCCAGUCAGCAAAAAAUUACAUUUUGGCUUUGAGUCGGAUGUUCGUCCCAAUGGAAUGUCAGUAGGCAAAGUUGUAUCAGAUGUGGAGGCGUUUUGUGGAAAGAAAUGUGUCAGAAAUCCCAACUACUUAUACUAUGAUAGGAAUAAUCCCAUCUCUUUGGGACAAAGUGUCAAAGUAGUUUGCUUCGCCUAUCUUGGAAAGCUGCAGAACUUUUUCAAGUUAGGAUAUUCCUACAGAAACAGUGCGGGAAAGACAGUAGACAACCAGUAUGCUUAUCCUGCCACCACAUUUCAACAGUCUGCAGGGUGGAACUACAAGUGUAUCGAUAUGCUGGCUGUCGUCCAAACUGGAAAAGUGGGGACAAGCUUCAAGAUCUUCUUAAUUGAGAUCAGGAAAGACAGUUCUGAGGAUUUUUACUAUGUGGAUGAAAUUUAUGUUGGCAAGGACCCCACCAAUUUGGAUGAAGAGAAUGUCAACUUGAUGAGGAUGAGACCAAGCAUGCCAGGUGGUAGAAUGGUUGAUUAUGCCAACGUGACAUGGUCUGAUGUAAAUGACACUGCAGUGUACCAAGUGGAGUUCAUUCCCUUUGCUUGCGCUUACAACUUUCCUUUGUUAUCAGGGGUACCAGGACAGGUCUCCAAUGGAACAACUCUCAUUGUAUCUCGUGUGUUAGCAGCCUCUCCUCCAAUAUCUGGGAACUUCUCUGUGACCUUCCAGAAUAAAACCAUGGAUGGUAUUCCAUUCACUGUUGAUGGGACACGGUUAGGAACCCUUCUGCAGUCGGGUAUUCCAGAGAUGGGAAAUCUUUACACUUACAGACAUGGGGGUUGUGCAGCGUUUGAUUUACACGUCGGAUUCCACUCCAAUGCUGGUGACCAAGAAACCUUACAGAUCACCAGCUAUGCAGAAGGUGAAAAUGUGACUGUGAACGUGAAGACAAUAACAGAUGGUUAUGUGUGGCUUGACGCAAUCCCUGGGGACAUGUUGGCAACUCCACACAAGACCCCCCAGGUCAUGGCAUACAUUAAUGACAUCCCCACUCACUGUUCGGGAGACUGCUCAUGGGAGUGGUCACAAUCGGCGACACCUACCGUCCACUCAGUGUCUCCUAGUACAGGAUUUCCAACAUCCACAAAUAUUACCAUUAAUGGUACUGGUUUCCAUGGUAAUCACAGUCUCAACAGUGUCGUGGUAGGGGGAGUUUCCUGCAUGAUCAUAUCAUCCAAUAGCACAGAAAUUGUGUGUACUGUCGGGGAUGGACCCACUGGAAGCUUUCCCGUCAUGGUUAAUGUUGCCGGAAGUGGAUUGGCAGAAAACGUGAAUAACAGUGUGAUGUUCACCUAUCAGUUCAGCAUUCAGUCCAUGGCACCUCGUUCUGUGUCACUGGGUGGUGGAUUGAACCUGACUCUGGGAGGAUAUGGGUUUUCCACCAAGGAUGUUGUAUAUGUGGGUGAUUCACUGUGUCCCAUCCUGUCCAGUUCCUCCACACAGAUUGAUUGUCUUAUUCCUCCACCUUCAGGGAACAAAACUGCCAGCGUGAUUGUGAUGCAGGGAAAUACCGGAAUCAACAUUACCCACAGUGCCACACUGCUGUUCUCCAGUGUGGACAUGAUUUCCAUUUCAUCCAUAGUGCCCAACUCCACAUUUGUCGCAGGGGGAACUGAGAUCACAAUAGAGGGUACAGGAGUGAACAAAACAGAAUCAGUCAUGAUAGGGAACAAACUGGUGUCUUUUACAAAUUCCUCUGACACAGAAAUUAAAGUGGUACUGCCAGCCAUGCCAGCGGGAGCAUACCCCAUCAAACUCAUGGGAGCAACAGGAUUGGCAGUAGACAGCACCAACAUGAUUCCCUCCGUGGAGUGGAGAUUGACUGUGUCCAGUGUCACUCCUCUCCAGGGAUCACUUAGGGGAGGGACCAUGCUGACUAUCGUGGGUGAUGGAUUCUCUACUAACAAGACCCGGAACUCGGUGAUGGUAGGGAGCCACAUUUGUGAGAUCGAGAGCGCUACUGUUAAUGAACUGAAGUGUCAGAUUAAGGACACAGCCAAGGUCCAUGUUGUGGACAACUCGGGGAUCCAUCCUUCAUUUAAACUAAGUGGGUAUGCGUGGAAUCCUCAGUAUCUGACGGUAAAGGUUGGAGACAUUGUAGAGUGGAGGUGGAGCUUUGCAUCUUAUAUCACUGGGAUGCGACCGAGAGUUGUGGAGGUCAAGGAUGAAAGCUCAGUGGAGGAGGUGGAAGGUGGAUUUAACAGUGGAGCUCCAAGGGAAUCAGGGGUUUUCCGUCAUCAGUUUACUGUACCAGGAAAGUACUGCUAUUGGAGUGACUAUAUUGAUCAGUACAAGACAACAUGGUUCAGGGGAUGUAUUACGGUGGAGGAUCUAAGUUCUUAUGUGGCAGCUGUCAUAGUAAAAGUCAAUGGAUUUGAUGCUUUAUAUCAGAAAAUUACACCUCAAUCUCCUCUGCCAGCUGCUGGUGGGUGUAGUGGGGAUUCCAAUCCUCUCUCAAACUGCUCAGUACCUCAACCCUCCGGUGGAGACCCCACAAAAUUUAACUUUAAAUUCUGGACAUGUGCCACUCCUGUAAUUACAGGGUUGUCUGAAAGUAAUGGCACAGUGAACACAAACAUUACAAUAGGAGGCACAGGGCUGUCCAACAAUCAUUGCCAGAAUGAAAUUAGUUUUGGAGAUGGGAAGUGCAUUGGUGAUGGAAACAGUGGGACAGAUGUUAUGUGUAACAUUGAUAGUUCUAAUUCUCCUACAGUCGGAGUUCUUCAACCAAUCACAGUACGGCAUAAUAACCUUGGAUAUGCUCUGGUGGCCAUUACUAAUGUCAAUGCAAGGUCGUUUGCUUUGAUGCCUGUUGUGACAAUGGUCAUGCCAUCUAAUGGUUCAGUGGCAGGGGGAACAAUGGUUCAAAUCCAUGGAUCCGGAUUUUCCGCUGUGAAGGAGUUUGUUUCAGUCACCAUUGGGGGAUAUCCUUGUGAUGUAAAAAAUAUGACUUAUAGUAUGAUUGAAUGUAGCACCAGAGCAGGUCAAGGUGAGAAAGCGCUGGCAGUCAAAAUCAAGUCAGCUCAAGGUCAGUGGGUGCCAGCUGUAUGUGAAGAUGUAUGUAAGUUUUCAUAUGAUGUUGCACUAACACCUACUAUAAUCUCAGUAUCUCCUUCAAUGGUGAAUGGAACGGAGGAAACCACCGUGGUUAUUGGAGGUUCAAAUUUUGGGAAUGAUUCUGCCGCUAUUUCUGUUAAGAUUGGAGGUGAAGAUUGUCGAGUGACAUCUGUAUCACUUUCAUCAGUGCAAUGUGUCCUUCGCUAUCUCCCGGUUGGCCCAAAUAACCAGGUGGUGGUAGAAGUUGCCGGCCGUGGCCUAGCUAAUGGAAACUUGAAGGUGGGCGGAGCAAGCAUUAUUACUGACAUCUCCCCUACAGAGGGAAGCAUACACGGUGGUACCCUAAUCCACAUUUCUGGGAAUGGAUUUGUGGAUAAACUGACUUCAAUUACAGUAAAGGGCAAUCCUUGUCCUAUUGUUAAUCUUAAUUUAUCCACUGUCAGCUGCAUCACACCUUCAAAUGGUCGUGAAGAAACUGUGGAGUUGAGAAUCACCUCUAACCAAAUUGCAUACCCGGUUUCCAACUUUAACUACAGUAAUCAAGUAUCCCCAAAUAUUUCUUCCAUCAAUCCAACCAAAGGCUCAGCAGGCACUGAACUUACAAUCACUGGUACUAACUUUGCCAGUGAGAAGGAGAAGAUAAGUGUUAGUAUAGGCAAAGCAGAAUGCACCGUGAUUUCUUCAUCGGAAACAGAGAUUAACUGUACUGCAGGUGCCAGUCUUGUGGGGACAUUUCCUGGGCUGGUUACUGUAGAUGGUAAAGGAAAGUCAGACCAAAAUAUACAGUUUGAAUACCAACUGCUGUUCACCUCCAUCUCUCCAAACACAGGAGGAAUUGCAGGUGACCAGUUAGUUACUAUCUCCGGGUCUGGAUUUGAUAAUUACACAACUGUCUGGAUUUGUGACAGGAAGUGUGAACAUGAUCCGUCAGGCAAUCUCUCAGCCUCCCAGAUCACCUGUAGAACACCAAAGCCAGCAGAUGAAAACUUGACCUGUACUGUGAAUGUGACCAAUAACGGGGUGUCUAGGACACUAGUUGAUGCUUACACAUACAACCCUGCCCUGACUGCCAAUGUCACCAUGGUAACCCCUGCCAGAGGAGGCACUGCUGGAGGCACCACACUCACUAUUCAAGGGACAGGAUUUGGAUCUGUUAAGGCUGCUGUGUCCGUGACCAUCGCAGGGACAGCAUGUGAUGUCAGAAGUGUAACCUCUACACAAAUAACUUGUGUCACAAACCAGCACGGGAAGUCUGAGAAAACUAAUGUCAGGGUAGAAGUGUCUGACAAUGGCAAGGCCAUUCAGACUUCAGCUGAAUUUUUCUUCAUUGAUGUUUGGUCUUCCCCGUUUACCUGGGGAGGAGGCCCUUUACCAAAGGAGGAUGAUUUGGUAGUCAUUACACCAGGGCAGACUAUAUUGCUAGACGUCAGUCCCCCCAAACUCAGGCUGUUACUAAUUCAAGGUGGUGCACUUAUUUUUGAUGAGAAAGAUCUAGUAUUGAAAGCAGUAAACAUUCUUAUCCUGCAAAACGGUCUCUUACAAGUUGGAACAGAAGAGAAGCCCUUCCAGCACAGAGCUGAGAUUGUACUUUAUGGAAACCACCGAACAAAGGAGUACCCUAUCUAUGGCACGAAAUCUCUGGCUGUCAGAGAGGGAAAUCUGGAAUUGCAUGGAAAACCAGUACCAAUUCCAUGGACAACGCUGGAUAAAACAGCAUCAGCAGGAAAUUCUACCAUCGUUUUGAAAGAAGCUGUCACUUGGAAAGCAGGAGAUAAAAUCGUCAUAGCAACUACAAGCCACAGACACUCUCAAAAGGAAACAGAGCUCAGGGUCAUUCAGGCCAUUGCCAAUGACAACAUAACCAUAACCCUAACGGAGCCAUUGAAGUAUGAACAUUUGGGAGUCACAGAGACUUUCGAUGGCACUGAUGUUGAUUUCAGGGCAGAGGUUGGCAUGGUGUCCAGAAAUGUUGUUGUAAGGGGAGACAGUAAUCAGGAGUUUGUAGAGAAAAUUGAAGCAUGUCCUGAUGGUUUUGAUACAGGUGAAUUUGCCACUCAGACGUGUUUCCAGGGCCGUUUUGGGGAGGAGAUGGGAAGUGACCAAUUUGGAGCCCAAAUCAUGAUCCACUCCCCUAAACAAUCUGGAAGUAUGUCUCAUGCUCGUCUGGAGUAUGUGGAGGUGACACAUGCUGGUCAAGCCUUCCGACUCGGAAGAUAUCCCAUUCAUUUUCAUCUGAAUGGAGAUACCAAUGGAUCAUAUGUCAGAGGUUGUGGAAUUUAUAACACAUUCAACAGAGCUAUAAAUAUUCAUGGUUCACACAAUGUCCUUGUGGAACACAAUGUUGCGUAUAAUGUCAUGGGUGGUGCUUUCUUCUUUGAGGAUGGAAUAGAAACUGGAAGCACGGUUCAGUACAAUCUACUUAUGUUUGUGAGAGAAUCCAGCAGUCUUCAAAAUGAUGAUGUAACACCUGCAGCAUACUGGGUGACAAAUCCAGAUAACACAAUUCAACAUAAUCGGGCAGUAGGUGGCACCCAUUUUGGAUUCUGGUACAGAAUGCAUCAACAUCCGGAUGGCCCUUCAUUUGACAGUAGUAUUUGUCCCCAGCAUAUUCCUGUACGAGUGUUCAGAAACAAUACAGCACAUUCCAAUGGCUGGUUUGGUCUGUGGAUAUUUGCAACCAUAAAGACUAGAGAGGGGGGUGGGUGUUCAUCCAAAACCCCUGCCAAGUCCCUGUUUGAGUCUCUCACUGCAUGGAACAAUGAGAAAGGUGCAGAAAUUGUGAAUGGAGGAGCACUGGAGUGCAGGGAAUUUGUACUGGUCAAUAACCAGAAGGCUGGGUAUGAAGGGAAGCUUAUCAUUGAAGGAGACCAGCUUUUCAAGGACUUGCUUAUAGUCGGACAUGCUCCAAGUCUCACCCGAAAAGAACAGGGCUGUACACGAGCGGGUUUUAUUCUGCCUUAUGGCAAUGGAAUGACUAUAGAUGGAGUCCGCUUUGUAAAUUUUGAUGAGAGUAAUUGUGUAGGUUUCGAUUUUGCAAGGAUUGACGGCACAUGUCCUGUGCAUUGUGGAGGAUUUUACUAUGAGACAAGAAAUUUGAAGUGGGUAUCUGCCCCAAACAAAGGCACAUACCCAUGGCAAUGGGCUGGGGUCCUCAGAGAUCUGGAUGGAACAUUGAUAGGAGAGACUGGGAAUGCAGCCUCCAUAGCUGCCAAUGCUGGAAAAGCAGUUAUUUCAGCUUCAGACACCUUGCCACCUUCAUGUGUUUCAUUCCCUAAAUUCAGCAAUAUUAGUGGCAGCAUCCCAGCAAGAGCCUGCCCCCCAGGAAUCAAAUACCAUCGCUUCUCUUUCAAUGGAAUCAGUCCAUCAGCACUGAACUACAAGGAUUUUGUGUUUGUUAAUCGCCAUGGAAAUGACUCAGUACCAUGGAGAAAGAAAGCUGUGACUCAUAAGUUGGGAUGGAUGACUAUACUUUUAGAUGGAGAGGACUAUUUCUAUUAUUUUAAGGAUGCUGGUCAGAUUACCAAUAUAAGUUAUACUGGUACAUUUGAUAGAUUUCAGAAGAAUAAUUCUGGAAGCUAUGAAUAUGUGAUCAUGCGACAGAAAGUCUCCACCCGACCUGACAGAUUUAUGUUAGAUGGAACCACAAACAUUGAACCUACGCGGAAUAUUGAUGGCAAUACUGUGCACGGACAAUGGGAAUACCUCAAGAAUGACAAUGAGAUCAAAUAUAUCAUAUCCUCCAAAAAGUCUGCAUCAAGGCGCAAGCGCAGUGUCGCAGAUGAAAACAUGUACAGUGUGACUUUCCGAGCCUACAAGUGUUAUUAUGUGGACUGCAUCGCUCCAGUAGACCCUAACACAGUCCCCCCAGUCACUAAGAGACCGUACGACUUCAAUUACUGGUCUGAAAAGGAAACGUGGAAGAAUGCCCAGAAUGGCUGGGGUGGAUACAUCAGUAAUGGGUCAUAUGACCUACCAAAAGAUGGAGACAAUGUGAAGAUCGAUAAAGGUCAGUGGGUGGUAGCAGACAUAGAGCUACCAUCAAUGGGUAAGCUGGUUCUCUAUGGGGUGUUAGAACUGGACGGCACCAAUGGCACGAAGAACUUUGUUUUGAACUGUACGUACAUCGUUAUAUUGGGAGGCCGUUUGAUUGUUGGGUGGCCAGACAAACCUUUCCCUGGAAAAGCUUUGAUUCUCCUGCAUGGGGAGCAUUCUACACCAAGAUACCCCACAACGUCUGGGCCACCAGUUGGAUCUAAAGCAAUAGGAGUAUUCGGUGGACUUGAUUUGCAUGGAAAAGAUGUAGCCACUUCCUGGACACUUCUAGAGCAGACAGCCAAUCCUGGAAACAAUCAAGUCACCCUAGCAACGUCAGUCACAUGGAACGUAGGUGAUGAAAUUGUGAUCGCCCCAACAGAUUUCUCUGUUUGGGAGACAGAGACUUUUGGGAUUACAGCCAUUUCUAGUAAUGGGAAGACUUUGACCCUCAACAGCACUCUGAAGUAUAAACAUAUUGCUCAUACAGAGACAGCCGGUGACCAAUCAAUGACUAUGGCAGCUGAGGUGGGUCUCCUCACCAGAAAUAUUCGGGUGGAAGGUGCCGCAUAUGACAAAUUGUAUAAAGAGUCAUUUGGUGCCAGAAUUUUAGUGGGACGGACACAGGACCCUGAAAACUCUGAUGUUUUGUAUAUAGGCUUUGCACGUAUUUCUAAUGUGGAGUUUUACCACUCUGGGCAGGAGGGAUGGGUGGAGCCUUCUGACCCUCGAGGCUCCAUCGCCUAUGUAGAUGUUGGGACAGUCUCUGAAAUUAAGCCUUCCUUUGUCAAGAAAUGUGCCUUCCACAAAGGCUUCUCUCCAGCUAUCAUGGCCUACGGUGCCAAUAAGCUUCCAAUAGAGGACAAUGUCAUAGCAGACACUGUGUGGUAUGCUGUGGAAUCUAUGAGUGAAGGAACCAUGAUCAAGAACAACUUUGUGACCAAAGUGCAGUGGGAAGGUUCCUACCAAAAUCGCAGGGAAAAAUCUAAUUUUCGCUUCAAUGGAGCUUUCAACUUGGAUAAGGCCACCAAUCUUGUCUUGGAGAAUAACCAUGUUGGUGGGGCAGAGAGGCUGGGAUUCAGAACAACCGGGGAGCCUUGUGAUGUGACUGCUGUAAGUCCAUGGACCGGAAAUGUCGUCCACACUGCUCUGGUGGGAGUUGGCUUGCUCCCAAUCAAUCCUCUGCCAGCUUAUCUAAAAACAUGUGUCAUGUACUCCAAUUUCACCCUGUGGAAGAACCUGGACUAUGGCGUAUUCUACAUCGGUUCAGCUAGUUCCUCAGUGGUAAAUCUUAAGGCAGCUGAUAAUGGCGUCGGUGUUUUCCAGUUCAUCAUGGGCCCAGCAGCACUCGCACAUAGAUAUGCUGACAAGUAUGCAAAUGUCAAGAAUUCUCUAAUCAUUGGAACAUCUGAUGAGCUGAACUGUUCCACAGGGCUGGGCGAUCGGUCGGAUUUUAACAUUGCUGUCAGCAAUGAGAAAAUAAAGUUUCAUAGUUCCCCACUUCGUAUUGGCAUUACCAUGCCAACAUUUAGUUCUGGAAGCAAUGCUUGUCCCAAUAUGCCUUGUAAUGGAAUAAUGUCCUACCAGACCAUCAAGGGAAUAUUCAAAUUGCAAGAUGUGACAUUCUCUAAAUUCUCGAAAAAAUGCAACAGCCAAGGGGACCGUGCUGUUGCUCCAAAUAAAGCGAACGAUGACGGAAACCAUCCAUUCAUCACUGAAAGGACCAAGUUCUUCAAUGUGGAGGAUGAUAACAAAAUCAUUUACUGGAGAUCAAGUAUAGGAAAGAUAAAUUCAGCCGAUUGUGUAGACAUGGCAUGCGAUGCCAAAGUUAAAUGUCUGCUGCAAGAUUUGGAUGGAACCUUCCUGAACUCCUCAGGAUUUAUCAUCCCCCAGUCAGAGUAUGAAUGGAAUGGGAAUCCAAAAAUGGGAUUAGGGGAUUACAGAGUACCAAAGGAGAUGCUGGUGAGGUCCAAUGGGAGCAGAAUCCCAGUCAGUGAGAUAGCUCCACACAAAGGUAUAAUUAGGUCAGACUCCUGCCAAUAUAGAGCUGCCUGGCAGGCUUAUGAAUGUCACGACCUCAACUACAAGACCUUGGUCAUUGAGAGCAUGGAUGCAGACACUGAAACCCGGCGCCUGUCUCCUCUGGCGAUCCUCGGAGAUGGCUACCUUGACCUUAUCAAUGGCCCACAGGACCACGGGUGGUGCAGUGGUUACACCUGCAGAAAAAGAUUGUCUACAUUCCAAGCUCUUGUUGCAACAGGUAAAAGCUUUUUGAUGCACUACACGAGCGUCUCCCCACAGAAGACUCGAUUCUUUUUGCUGGAUGCAAAACCCAAUGACUGUGUCAUACUAUCUGUAUGGUACUCCCAACCCUGGCGACUGGAUGUUUACCACAAUGGAGAAUUCAUACUUCCACCAAAUGCUCGUUUCGAGGGGGCAGAUAAGCGGUAUGUGAUUGACCCACCUCCUGUUGGACAGCCAGACUAUUACAAACCCAAUAUUACAGGAUGUCUGACUCAGAAAUCUGGGAUCAGUUAUUUUGAUCGGGAUUCAGGAAUCAUCACUUUUAUGAUCAAAGGUCCUGCUCCAGUGGAAAUCAUUACAGUGAAGACAGUCAUAGUUUCCUUCCAAAUUCCAGCAAUGCCAGAAGAUGAGUUUUAUGGAAAGAAUAUAGUCAUGAAUUUGGCAUCUUUCUUGAACAUCGAUGCCAGUCGGGUGCGCAUCACCAAGAUUGUUAGGGAGACAUCAUCGUCAAGCAGCCGUAGGAAGAGAGCAGCAGACCGGAUCACUGGAGUGGAAAUCGAGAUCAGUAACCCUCCAUCUCAGGAGGUAAAUUCAACAGCACAGUCAGGGGAUCUGUCAGGUGACCAGUUACAAAAUAUCACAACGAAUAUUGUAAAUGAUGUUCAGCUAGGAAGCACAUUACGUAACAUUGUGAAUAUCACCGGUGUGGCGAUUUCUGAGCCCCCACCAGACCCCUCCGACUCAAACUGGCAGAAGGUGGCAGAGGAGACGAGCAACAAUCGUUUACAGGAACUGGUUCAGCCUAGUGUUAUGAGGCUGAUUAGUCCUGUAAUACCCAUUCAUGAGGGAGCUCCGUUCUCUAGUCAACCUAAACUUCAAAUCUUUGAUGCAAAUGGAAAUGUUGUUAAGAAGCUGGGUACACUUGUCAAUCCCUGGGUGGUCACAGCUACCUUGAGGAACGGUAGUGGUCAUUCUGGACAGCUUCUCGGUAGCAGGACUGCAAGCUUUGACAAUGGCUGGGCUAACUUCACAGACCUUGCCAUCAGCCAGAUGGGUGUUGAUUACAUCAUUGACUUUGCCAUUACUUAUCCAGUUGUUGCUAGCUUUUCCUUAUCAUCAUCUAAUAUAUCAGUGAGUCGACGCGCCAUUGUGAUUGAUAUUCGCAACAUCACGUCUGACCCAGUGGAAAAUUCCUACAUGACUAUGGAUUUACAGCUCCGGGACAAGGUCACUUCUCAAGUCAUUAAGCAGGUCAACUGGAGGAAUCAUAAAUGGAUUGUGAAUGUGGCAUUAGGUGGUAUGGAUUAUUACCGAGGGCAGUUGAAUGGAAACACUACCACAACAUUUGAUGACAACAGCGGUUUGGCCACUUUGUCCAACUUCAGUUUCAGUGUACGGGGCAUGGUGGUCAUGAAAAUAACUGUAACCUCGGACCCUCCUGAAUAUUCACUGGAGAUCGAGACCUUGAUUCAAGUCCACCCACUGCAGAGGAUCCAGUUCUUCAGAAACGGCACACAGGACAUACAAUUGAGAUUUGAUGCUAAUUAUGAUACAAUUGUUGGUUCUAGAUACCUACUUCACUUCCAGGCUAUGAUGGGCAACUACCUGUCCAAUCUCUAUCCGGAUAUUAUUCUCAAUUCAGUUAGAAUUGCAAAGGGUAGUAUCUUGGUCACCUUCAAGGUCACUGGUACUUCGACCUUGUUGAACUCCACAGUAAGUUCCCUGUGUACAGCCGUGGAGAAUGGAACCAACUUUAACUUCCGAGGAACCACUCUGAGACUGUCUAAUUACCUGUCAGUGAAUGGAGAGAAUUACUAUGGAUCAAGAUGUGCUUUUGAGGUGAUAACAAAAGUAAAAGAGACAUUACCAACAGGGGUGAUAGUAGGUGUGUCUCUGGUCGGGACAGCUUUACUGAUCAUGAUUAUAGCUAUUGUCAUCUGGAGGAUGAAAGUCGUCCCAAAGACCCAGACUCACUGUAUCACAUCCGCAGAAUACAUGAACAAGUCGGAGAGCGUGGAUAUGAUCUUACAAAAUGUACAAGGCGAUAAAGUGGAUGAAUCAAUGGACUGUUUUGUAAAUGAAAACUAUGAGGCCAUUCCACCAGCUGACACUGCAUUCCGCACAUUCAGAAACAGUGGUGGAUCCAAUAGUGGUGUAUCCAAUAGUGGUAGAUCCAAUAGUGGUAGAACCAAUAGUGAUGGAUCUACAAUAUCAAAAUUAGAAAUUGAAAACUGAUGAUUGUGUCAUAUAUGAUAGAUAUGUUCUUCAGAAAAAACAUCCUGUUGCAUGAAAUUUUGAUAGUUAUUUGUAUGCACCUCCCCUCCCCCCCCACCCCCCACCCCCCCCACCCCCCCCCAAUCCUGAAAUAGAUAGAUUCUUAAAAUAAACUUCUUUAUGAAAUUGUGAUAUUCUACUAGUAUAUGCACCCCCUAUAUCCAGAAAAAACCUUGAAAUAAAAAAGGUAAUGAUUUAGUCAUGUUAGAUAAAUUCUUUAAAAAAUCUUGAGAUUUUGGACUAUGUAUUUGUAUGUAUACACCCGCACCCCCCAAAAUGUUUUGAAAUGCUCUGCAUUAUGAACUUUUCCCACAUAGUUGUACUUAUUGUACAAAUAUAACAUUUUAUUACAAUGUUCUAGCUAUUAAGCUCCUAUAUCAGAAUCAGAUGUGAUAUUUUAGCGUCAUUGGUGCAUUAAUUAUUUAUAUUUUGAAUAUUGUUGUAAUUUAUAUGUAUUUCAUAUCAAAAAUUAAUCUCAGAAAAUGUACAUGAUUCCACCCAACAACUACAAAUUAAUUCAAAUUUUAGUAUCGUAAAAAUCACUGAAAUUGCAAAAGCCAUGUUUCCUCCAGAGAACUUUUGAUUCGUUUCUUUUUAUAGAUUUUUUCUAUUAAAAUAUUUUUUGUUAGAUUCCUGAAAUACUAAUCAAAGAAUCAGAGAUUUUGCAUUUGGUAUAUUGUAUAUGUAUAUUUUGAAGAUAAAACAUGGAACAAGGCUAAUUUGAGGUUUUUAUUAACAAAUAUUUAUAUUCACUGAUGUUUUAUGAGCGAUAAACCAUGGCCGUUUCAUUGUAGUUUUAUACUUCUCAAUAAAACAGUGUGCAUGCAUGAUGUUCAAGUGACCACUCAGCUCGACAUUAAAGCGUAUACACAUACAAACAAAUAUUUUAAGUUUUUGUACAAUAUUUUUUUAUAUCAGCUUUGCUGAUUAUGCAACAAAUUACCUGUGCAAAUAUUCCAAUACUUUUACAUUCCCAUAGUACAGAAAAACUAGAUUCAAUGAAUAUUGUAUUCCUUAAUGACUUGGUUAUCAUCAUCAUGGCAGCAGACCAGCCAUUAGAAUGAUAUCGUGGUGUUCUGAGGGCUGGGUUGCGAAUGCUUGAAUGCAAAAUGUAUGGAAGCUUAUCCAAAAUUUCAAAUUACAGUCACCAAACAUUUAUUGAUUUCACAAAGAUAGAUAUAAUUGUUUUUUAAUCUGGGCUCUUUAAUCUCUAGUCGAGAGCUUUACAAGCUGAGCUAUCUGUCAUCAGCGUUUGAACCUCUCUGACCGCCACACAGAUAAUGUGAAUACUAGGUAGAUUAGGGAGGUGGGCCCAGAGGUGGGGCCAAUAUGGCUCUCUAGUGAAAAUGUAUUAAAUCUUUAAAAAAUCUUCUCUACUCUCAGACAUGUGUGAGAAAAACUAAAUGCACAGAAAAAAUAUGAUGUCUAUGAAGCUCUGUACCUAAUUUGUUAAUUCAUAACCUCUGGGUCAGGGAUUCACACCCUAGGGUGGUGCCAAUAUGGCCAUUUAGUGAGAUGUCCUAAUUAGAUCUUAUAAAAUCUGUCCUCCUCCCACAUGAUUAUGCAUUAGAAAAACUAAAUGCAUUGUAAUGGCAUCCAUGAGGCCCUCUACAAAAGAUUGUGAAAAUCAUGGUUAUUGGGUUAAAGGUUUAGGCCAAUAUGGCCAUAUACAGUUAAAAUGCAUUAAAUCUUAGAAAAAAAUCUUUUCUUUACUUCCACAGUAGUGAAAGAUAAACUGAAUGGAUGGUGAUGAAUUGUCCUUGAAGCCUUAAUCAUCUCCUUUAAUCUUAUGUAUUGUGACAAUUAUUUUUGUGAAUAAUGAGAAUGAAAAUAUCUAUGACCUUAAUGGUCAGGUCAGUUAAAUUGAGACUUGGGGGGGGGGGGGGGAUAACUUGGCCAUAUUACAGUAAAGAUAUGUUCUGUUUUAGAAAAUAUAUUUUAAUUCAUUGUGCAUUGUAGGUUUGUAUCAAUAAACUGUAAGUAUGUUG